Pan troglodytes (chimpanzee) is the source of this 6933-nucleotide messenger RNA. It is a transcript of the gene EPB41L3, whose product is annotated as erythrocyte membrane protein band 4.1 like 3. The record is from RefSeq and is a predicted model, not a curated record. Gene Ontology annotation, molecular function: structural molecule activity; actin binding. Gene Ontology annotation, cellular component: cytoskeleton; plasma membrane. The transcript has 26 exons. The coding region runs from base 1527 to 5852 and encodes 1441 amino acids. Lineage: Eukaryota; Metazoa; Chordata; Mammalia; Primates; Hominidae. Gene Ontology annotation, biological process: actomyosin structure organization; cortical actin cytoskeleton organization.
CACCAUGCCUGGCUAAUUUUUUAAAAUUUUUUGUAGAGACAGUGUCUCACUAUGUUGCUCAGGCUGGUCUCAAACUCCUGGGCUCAUGUGAUCCUCCCACCUCAGCCUCCUAAAAUGUUGGGAUUACAGGCGUGAGCCACUGUACCUGGCCAAAUUUUAUUUAUUGUGCUACUCUCUAAUGAAGCUUUUCUUGGUAUGCAUGUCAUAAAAGUUCAAAAUAAAUAGUCUUGGCCUCAUUAGUGUAUGUUGUUUUACAACUAAUCUCCAGAACUCACUUCAUCUUGCGAAACUGAAACUCUACACAUUAACCAACAGCUCUCCAUUUUCCUUUCCCACUGCCUCUGGCAACCACCAUUCCACUUUCUGUCUGUAUGAAUUUUACUACUCUGUAUACCUCAUAUAAGCGUCUGACUUGUUUCACUUAGCAUAGUGUCUUCAAGCUUCAUCCAUUCUGUUGCAUGUGUCAGUAUGUCCUUCCUUUUGAAGGCUGAGUAAUACUCCAUUGUACGUACAUACCACAUUUUGUUUGUCCAUUCAUCCAUCAAUGGACACGUGUAGUUUCUGCCUUUUGACUAUUACAAAUAAUUCUACUGUGUACAUGUGCAUGCAAAUAUUUCUUUGAGACCCUGCUUUCAGUUAUUUUGAGUUGACAGUAGCAUUUAAUGGAACUGAUUAGUAGUGUACAUCUGUAAGAAAGAGGCCCAGGAGGCCUGAGUGGACCUGAGGAUCACAGAAUUCCUCCAGCAUGACCUUGACAAAGCCUGGUUUUCCAAGGUGACUGCUCAUGUGGAAAGCUUAUGACAGAUGAGCUAUUUUACAUGAAAGCUCAGUUUGGGAGUUCCAUCUACUUGAAAAUAUGUUUUAUGUGAUUUUAUGCUGCAAAAUUUCUUCCCUGAUAGAGCAAUUAUCAUGGUUUGUAAGAUUAAAAAACAAUGCAUCCUAGAAAUUUAAUGACAUGCUAAUUAUUUUUCCUGGGCCUCUAUAAAAAGAUAAUAAUAACUUAUUUCUUUUUGGUAUCUUCUUUGAAGAAUGCAAAUUCUAUUCUGUGGUUCUGACUGGUAGCACAACUAAACUGGGUUAUAAUUUAUAUUCUUUGUGAGUGUGUAAUUAGAAUUGUUUUAGUCAAAUGCUUGUUGGAAUGUGUAAAUCACUUUAUACUAGAUUUUCUGAUUAUUAUUUUGAGUCAGCCUAAGUCUAUACCUUGCAGAAGUCCCCCCAUCCCCAUUCUAGUCCAGACUUGUUUUAUUUUUAUGAUCCUGUAUGUUUAUACAAAUCUUUCCUGUUAUCUUUCUGGAAACAUCUAUUGCAUAUUCAAAUGUGGUUUGGGUGUAUAUCUCUUAUUUGCAUCUGUUAAUGAAAAUGUUCGUGAGAGAUCACUUUGGAUGUCUCAUGAAUUAUCUACCCUGUUUUUCUACAGAAACUUUCUCCUUAACUCCCACUGUAUUGGCAGUGGGGUGGCUUCUAGAAAGGAGGGAAGUGUCAUUCUCGUGCUCAGAAUGGGAUAAGGUAGCAUCAGUUGUUGAACUAUGUCUAAAGUAUUUUUUUCUCUCUCUUUUUUGCUCACCCUUCUUGUCUCACUUGGAACAUGGAAUAUGGACCUGCCAAUCAUCUGGAAAUACGUUACCUUUGCAUGUUGGGACGUGGAUAAUGUGGAACAAUCAACCAUGACGACCGAAUCUGGAUCAGACUCGGAAUCCAAGCCGGACCAGGAGGCCGAGCCCCAGGAGGCGGCGGGGGCGCAGGGGCGCGCGGGGGCGCCCGUGCCGGAGCCGCCCAACGAGGAGCAGCAGCAGGCCCUGGAGCAGUUCGCCGCCGCUGCAGCGCACAGCACCCCGGUGCGGAGGGAGGUCAGUGACAAGGAACAGGAGUUUGCUGCCAGGGCUGCAAAACAGCUCGAAUAUCAGCAAUUAGAAGACGAUAAACUUUCUCAGAAAUCAUCUAGCAGUAAACUCUCUCGGUCUCCAUUAAAGAUUGUCAAAAAGCCUAAAAGCAUGCAGUGCAAAGUGAUACUUCUAGAUGGAUCAGAAUAUACCUGUGAUGUAGAGAAACGCUCCAGAGGACAAGUGCUGUUUGAUAAAGUGUGUGAACACUUGAACUUGCUAGAGAAAGACUACUUUGGGCUUACGUAUCGAGAUGCUGAAAACCAGAAGAAUUGGUUGGACCCUGCUAAGGAAAUAAAAAAACAGGUUCGAAGUGGUGCUUGGCACUUUUCAUUUAAUGUGAAAUUUUAUCCACCAGACCCUGCCCAACUAUCUGAAGAUAUCACCAGGUACUACCUCUGCUUGCAGUUGCGAGAUGACAUCGUGUCCGGAAGGCUGCCCUGCUCCUUCGUUACCCUGGCCUUGCUGGGCUCCUACACUGUCCAGUCAGAGCUCGGAGACUAUGACCCAGACGAAUGUGGGAGCGAUUACAUUAGUGAGUUCCGCUUUGCACCAAACCACACUAAAGAACUGGAAGACAAAGUGAUCGAGCUGCACAAGAGCCACAGAGGAAUGACGCCAGCAGAAGCAGAGAUGCAUUUCUUGGAAAAUGCCAAAAAAUUAUCAAUGUAUGGGGUAGAUUUACAUCAUGCUAAGGACUCAGAAGGGGUAGAAAUUAUGUUAGGAGUUUGUGCAAGUGGUCUGUUGAUAUAUCGCGACCGGCUGCGAAUAAACAGAUUUGCCUGGCCCAAGGUUCUAAAGAUUUCAUACAAACGGAACAACUUUUACAUUAAGAUCCGGCCGGGAGAGUUUGAACAAUUUGAAAGCACCAUUGGGUUUAAGCUGCCAAACCAUCGAGCUGCCAAGCGUUUAUGGAAAGUAUGUGUUGAGCAUCAUACAUUUUUCAGACUACUGUUACCAGAAGCACCUCCCAAGAAAUUCCUAACCUUGGGUUCCAAGUUUCGUUAUAGUGGCAGGACACAAGCGCAAACGAGAAGAGCCAGUGCGUUGAUAGAUCGCCCAGCACCUUACUUUGAACGCUCAUCCAGCAAACGUUAUACCAUGUCUCGCAGCUUGGAUGGAGCAUCAGUGAAUGAAAACCAUGAAAUAUACAUGAAGGAUUCUAUGUCUGCUGCAGAGGUUGGUACUGGCCAGUACGCCACAACAAAAGGCAUCUCUCAGACCAACUUGAUCACCACUGUGACUCCGGAGAAGAAGGCUGAGGAGGAGCGGGACGAGGAAGAGGACAAACGGAGGAAGGGGGAAGAAGUCACGCCCGUCUCGGCCAUCCGGCACGAGGGAAAGUCACCUGGGCUUGGCACUGACUCAUGUCCCUUGUCACCCCCAUCCACCCAUUGUGCCCCCACAUCUCCCCCAGAGCUCCGUAGGAGGUGUAAGGAGAAUGACUGCAAACUGCCAGGUUACGAGCCGUCCAGAGCUGAGCACCUGCCUGGAGAGCCCACCUUGGAUUCUGAUGGCCCAGGGAGGCCUUACCUAGGGGAUCAAGAUGUGGCUUUUAGCUACAGACAGCAAACUGGCAAGGGGACCACCCUGUUCUCCUUCUCCUUGCAGCUCCCCGAGUCAUUCCCCUCCCUCCUAGAUGAUGAUGGAUACCUCUCUUUCCCCAACCUUUCUGAAACCAACCUCCUGCCCCAGAGCUUGCAGCAUUACCUCCCGAUCCACUCACCGUCCCUCGUGCCCUGUUUCCUCUUCAUCUUUUUCUUUCUGCUGUCUGCCUCCUUCUCAGUGCCAUAUGCUCUCACUCUCUCCUUCCCUCUGGCUCUGUGCCUCUGCUACCUGGAGCCCAAGGCGGCCUCCUUGAGCGCCUCCCUAGACAAUGACCCGAGUGACAGUUCAGAGGAAGAGACUGACAGUGAGCGCACAGACACCGCAGCCGACGGGGAGACCACCGCCACUGAGUCGGACCAGGAGGAAGAUGCAGAGCUCAAGGCACAGAAUAGUCUGAUUAAACGAAUAAAGGGUGAAAAUGUGUAUGUCAAACAUAGUAAUCUUAUGUUAGAGGAGCUAGAAAAAACUCAAGAUGACCUGAUGAAACAUCAAACCAACAUUAGCGAGCUGAAAAGAACCUUCUUAGAAACUUCAACAGACACUGCCGUAACGAAUGAAUGGGAGAAGAGGCUUUCCACCUCCCCCGUGCGACUGGCCGCCAGGCAGGAGGAUGCCCCCAUGAUCGAACCACUUGUCCCUGAAGAGACCAAAGAAGAAACAGAGAUUUCUGAAAAAGUUAUAUUUUUGCAGCAAGGAAGCGCUCCAUUCCUUGAGUCUCAGCCAAGUGUGAUAAAGAAAAUGCAGGAAGGAGACUCUGCUGACUCUGUGGUUACUUCUCGUCAAAUAAUUUUCCAGAAAACUGUCCCAUCAACCCUAGAGGGCACAGAGGAUUGGGUUAUUGUAGACAAAAUACCAACUGAGGUAGUUGAUGGUGAUUUGAAAAAGAUUGUGACUUACAAGGUGGUGACCGUGAGCAGUAGAACUGGUGACCUCCCAGCUGACAUGUUAAAAUCUGGCACUAUUAAAAUGCAAAGCUUCGAAGACUUGGCUCGAGAAAUGCAACUGAAAGAAGACAGCAAACAGAAAAUAUACACUCUAGGAAAAUCCUAUGACACUGUCUCCGGGAGAAUUGUUACUAUGACUGGGAAAGCUAAAGAGGGCGAGAAAGUGGAGCAGCCCUCCACUACGGAAGCACUUCAGAAAAUGGAGAAAGAAAUGCCAGAGUCCAUGAAGAUCAUUCCCGGCCUGGCAGAGUAUGAGGUCCUGGAAACCCUCGCUGAUGAGAAAUCCAAGAGAGGACCAGAGGUCCAGACGACAAAGCGGAAAUUGUCCGAAUCCCUGGCCACCAUCAAGGAGGCCGAGUCUCGCCGGCAGAGUCCUGAAGAAGAUGACCUCAAGAAGGCUCCACAGCUGGAGAAGGAUGUGGCCGUCCUCCCUGGCCUGGAAGGCAGACGCUUCAGCAAAACAGAGCAAGUGCCCGAGAGUGAGGUCUUAAAAGUGGGCCUCUUUGGUCCCCGAAGGAAGAGCCUGUCCGAAUGGAGAUAUUCCCAGGAACCAGCCUUUACCGUUGCUACUGCCCAUUACGUUACUGAGUCAUCCGCCUCCCAAGUAGUGACUAAGCAGUCUUCUGGGGAAAAGCUCAUGGAUGGCUCUGAAAUCUUCAGUUUAUUAGAGUCUGCGCGAAAACCAACAGAAUUCAUAGGAGGGGUUACUUCUGCUUCUCAAAGCUGGGUUCAGAAAAUGGAAACCAAGACGGAGUCCAGUGGAAUAGAGACGGAACCCACCGUGCACCACCUGCCGCUUAGCACUGAGAAGGUGAUGCAGGAGACCGUGUUGGUGGAGGAGCAGCGUGUGGUGCACGUGAGUGGGGAUGCUUCUUACUCGGCGGGAGAGAGCGGGGAUGCUGCAGCACAGCCCGCAUUCACAGGCAUUAAAGGGAAAGAGGGCUCUGCCUUGACGGAGGAGGCUAAAGAGGAAGGAGGGGAGGAGGUCGCUAAAGCUGUCCUGGAACAGGAAGAGACAGCCGCUGCUUCCCGUGAGCGACAAGAGGAGCAGAGUGCAGCCAUCCACAUUUCAGAAACUUUGGAACAAAAACCUCAUUUUGAGUCCUCAACGGUGAAGACGGAAACCAUCAGUUUUGGCAGUGUUUCACCGGGAGGAGUAAAGCUAGAAAUUUCCACCAAGGAAGUGCCAGUAGUUCACACCGAAACCAAAACCAUCACAUAUGAAUCAUCACAGGUGGAUCCAGGCACAGAUCUGGAGCCAGGCGUGCUGAUGAGUGCACAGACGAUCACAUCUGAAACCACCAGUACCACCACCACUACGCACAUCACCAAAACUGUGAAAGGGGGCAUUUCAGAGACAAGAAUUGAGAAGCGAAUAGUCAUCACGGGGGAUGCAGACAUUGACCAUGACCAGGAAUAACUUAGCUUGCACAUGAAUGCAGUCAUGCAAACCGUUAGGAAAACCAGAGCCUAUAUGGAGUUCCCUCUUCUAACCCAACUGACUUGUAUCUGUCCGUGGAAAAUUUCAGUCCAGAAGAAUUGACCUUGACCAUUAAUAAAGACACUGGCAGAGAGAUCUUCCCAUAAUAAAGCAAUCUGAUUCAGCAUCACUAAACCGAUAAUGCAUGAAGCAACAAUAAAAUUACAAAAGAGCAGCAUUUUUAAUUUUCACAAAAUGUCUCAGUUUUCAGCUAUACCUGCACGUUCAUAACCAACAAUAUAAACCGUGGUCUCAUGUAACACAUAAACAAUUCAUGCCUUUCAUAGUUUAUUAAAGUCUAAACAAAAUUGCAAUUUCUUAGGUAACCUUUUAUUUACAAUAAAUGAAGAUUACCCUCAAAUGCUAGAAGCUGUCUAGGUCCGUCCGGUGUGUCAGAUUUUCCUCAGAUUAGAUGUGCCAAUAACCAAGUUUAUUCAGUAAACAACUUGUACUUGUUUCAUCUGGUUUUAUUACUCUCACCCAUAAACAGUAAUGACUCUCUGACCCUCUGGAAAUAUUUAAUGCUUCCAAUCUUGCUUUGUGUAUCUCAUUUAAUUUGUUAUAAGGUAGUACUGAUUUUAGCAUAUUAAUGCGAUUUCUUCCUUGUUGUUUGCUUUGGUCUGUGUUCAAUCCAGAGAGCUUAAAUUGUCAUUAUUUUGGGAAGAAAACCUGUAUUUUUGUUAGUUUACAAUAUUAUGAAAUUUCACUUCAGGAGAAACUGCUGGGCUUCCUGUGGCUUUGUUUUCUUAGUUUCUUUUUCCGUGCCGUGUAUUUUUUAAUUGAUUUUUCUUCUUUUACUUGAAAAGAAAGUGUUUUAUUUUCAAAUCUGGUCCAUAUUUACAUUCUAGUUCAGAGCCAAGCCUUAAACUGUACAGAAUUUCCACUGUAAUUAAAACUAUUUAGUGUUAGUUAUAAAUAGCCUUCAAAAAGAGAGAUUCUCCAUUACACGAUCACCUGCAUCACAGCCCAUGGUGAAUGUAUGUUUCUGCAUAGCGAAAUAAAAAUGGCAAAUGCACUGAAA